AUGGCCUCGCUGCUGGCUUUCGAUGCCAUCAUCCUUCUGCUCACCUUGUACAAGGUUUACAGAAGUGGUAGCUACCGAUUCUUCAACUCCAACACGGUCCUUGGCACCAUUCUUGGCAAGAAGAACAGGAACCUGCACGAUGAGGACCCCAUGAAGCUCGCUGCCACCAAGGUCGCCGCAGACCUCAUUGGGCAAGGCUUGUACGACUUUAUCAUCCUCUUCUUGGUUGGUGUUGCUGCCCUAGUCAUCUGGUGCACCACGUCUCUGCCUCGAAUCUACAGGUCGCUUGGUGUCAUUGGCCUCGCAGCGGUCUCUGCCGCCCUCGCCGGUGGUGUCUUUCGGGAGACAGCACGUGCAGCAACAGCCUUGCAUGCGUUCAGGGACUUUGAGCUCAAGUUGCAGGCCAUGCAACAAUUGGCAGAGACGCAACACAAGGAGCUGGAAGCGCUAUUCUAUGCUCGUCGUUACCGUGAUGACGACGAGGACUAUGAUGCGCAAUCCAAAUUCACCGGCGAUCACUCGAACGCCUACCAUCGGGAAGCAACUACACCAGUUCCAUUGUCCGCUCACGAGAGUGACAGAAUCACCGUCAGCCGACAACCUUCUUACACUGGCGAGUUUCGGACUCCCACAGAAAAGGGCUGGACGGGCCCGCACACAGACGAUGGCUACACCAGCGAGCCUCUGUCACGCAAUAUGGUGCAUGAAGCCCAGCCUCUCAGCCCUACCGCCCCUCGUCCUCAAGAGGAGGUAUCGCCCAUUGAAGAGCUCGAGUACUCUCGCAGAGACUCGACCGAUCUGCACUCCGCAGCGCAUCUCAAUGCGCGCACCGCAGACCAGGACGAUUCGGACUCUGAGGCCACCUUUGGCAAGGGACUAGAGACUCGCAGCGAUUCCGACUUCCGUCGCUAUAUGAGACAGAAUGCUCCACCCUCUACACACCAGACGCGCAGUUUGAGAAGAGCCAAGAGAGGCCGCACAGUUUAUGGUGCCGACGAGCGCUUCCCAGACUUUGCAACCAGCCUGGCCAGAUCUACGGCCAUUGCCGCCGCGACCAACUCGCGCACGCAGCAGUUGGGCUUCAGCGCGGCCGCGGACGGGUCCAGGUCAGGCUCCGCUUCGGGCUCUGCUUACAAUGCUGGCGCAUCGGCCAGCAGCAGUAGGAACAAUUUACCUCUUGGCAUGUCCCUGGCUGCUUUUGAUGCUCCUUCAGAGGAAGGGUCAGAGGGGACGCACACGUCCUUUCCCCUUCCUCCAGAGCGCAGAGAUACUCUUGCCGGAGUGACCAUACUUGGAGGAGGCGUAGAGACGAACUGGUCCAGACCCACAACUCUGUACUCUGCUCAAAACUCUCUUCCUACCGCUCAUGGAGGCGCCGCUGGUCUACCGCAUCCUCCGCCCACAUACUCUUCUAGAACCGCUCUCAAUAUGCCCGGCAAUGAAGCGUACGAGAUGGGCAGCAGAGACGCAGCGGGCCUAAGCUCCUCUUUGCCGCCUCCUCGAAGACCUAGCAGGAAACCCGUUGGCAAUCGCGAAUACGGCGCUUAG
This is a messenger RNA of Ceraceosorus bombacis, 1548 nucleotides long. Lineage: Eukaryota; Fungi; Basidiomycota; Exobasidiomycetes; Ceraceosorales; Ceraceosoraceae. The record is from the annotation of a GenBank genome assembly.